AUGUGUGUACCCCUUGCGACAGCCAGAGCCUCAGCGAUUGGCUGCGGGCGCAUGGGUGGCGCAUCAGCAACCCGCUCCCCGACCCCGCAUUCCGGGAGCAGUAUUGAUAACGCUGCUGCUGCUGCCGCUGCUGCGGCCAGUGCAAGCAGGCCCGUCACCGACUCACUAUCAGCCGACUCGAUACCAGCAGAGGCCAACGCGACUUUCUUGCGCGUGCUGCAGCAGCAAGGCGACUACGCGUGUGCGCUGUGGGUGCGCAACGUGUGCUACGCCUUCAACCCGCUCUUCCACUCCGUGCCCGUCGCCAACCACGAGGUCGAAAAGAUCAUGCUGCGCGAGCGAAUCACGGACCGCCACGUGGGCGUGUGGUUCUGGAAGGACCCCAGGUACGACCUGUCCCGGUUGAACCUGUCUGAGAACAUCUGCACGGGGAAAUCAGCUCUCCCACCGCUGAAAAAGGAGCACUUCUCGAGUGCGGACGUGCGGGAUUUGCCGGAGCUGAGUGGGCGUGUGGGGCCGUUUGUUCAUGCCAGUGAUGCUGAGCUCUUCUUUCUUCACGGCCGCCCUCCUGCUGACACCAGCGGCAGCAGCAGCAGCAGCAGCAGCAGCAGCAGCAGCAGCAGCAGCAGCAGCAGCAGCAGCAGCACGAUUACUAGCAGCAGCAGUGGUGGUGGUUUCUCGAGUAGUGCGUUCACGACCAACAACAUGUCGUUUGCCAUAUCAGCGGAGCGGCCAGAGCAGUGGCGGGGCGUGGGCGUGGUGUCGCUGCGGGACGGCCACCUGGGGCACUUCGUGGAGUUCAUAGGCGCCAUGACUGAGCUGGCUAGACACCUGCCCACUGGUGUGACGGAUAGGGACGUGCCAGGAUCGCAACAGGCAGCGGCAGGCGCAGAAGUGCCAGGCAGGGAGGAGGGGGACAGGAUUGACGUGCACCCAGUGCUCUUCUUCCCAAGUGGUGCGGGAAUAUCAAGAUGGGUGGCAGCAGCAGGUUCGGUUGCCAUGCGCGGCCCUCAAGCCAUGCGGGACUAUCAGUUUCAAGGCAUGAGAGUCCCCCAAACCUUGCGGGAGCAUCAAGGCACGAAAGACCACACAGGCAUGCGAGGGCUGAAGGGCACGAGGCAGCAGAAGAAGCAGGGGGAUGUAGACGCAGCAGGGGCAGCAGAGGCAGCAGGGGCGGCAGAGGCAGCAGGGCGAGAAGCAGUUACAGCAGCAGGGGCCGCAGUGGCAGCAGAAUCACCGCCAGCAGUGGAGGCAGGGCGGGUGUGGACGCACACGACGUGCUUCCAGGACUUGUUCUUCCCGCUCUCCAUCGCCCACGCGCCCUCCUCCGCUGACCUCUUCCGCCUCUGGGUCGCGCAGGGCGCCGGGCUUGGCGAGACGCUUAAAGCCCAGCAGGCUGAUCCGAGGGUUUGGACGGAUGAGAUUGAACGGGUGGGAGGGGGGGGUGGACGGAGAGGGGAGCGUGGGGCAGGGGGUGAAAGAGAAGGGGGAGGGAGACGGGGAGGUGGAGGGGGUGGGGGAUUGCGGAGGGGUGGUGUGAAGGAUGCACUGCAGGUAGACACGCGAAACCAGAGCAUGGCAAGCACAAGAUACCCUCCUCUCAGGCGUCUUAAAGCGGAGAGCGCAGAUGGGAGCAGCAGAGAGCUGCAGCAACAGCAGCGGCGGCGGCAGCAGCAGCCGGGGCGUGGGGAGAGUGGGAUUCGGGCAGCAGGCAGGAGGGUGGCGUGGCAGAUAACGGUGGUGGAGCGCAGGGGCGUGCGCAGCAUCAGCAACUUUCGCCCCAUGGUGGGCCUGCUCAGGGCCGUGUUUCCCCGCCUGCCUGUGAAGGUCGUCUCUCUGGAGGCCAUGCCGUUUGUCGCCCAGGUGCGGGCGAUGCACCGGACGGCGUUGCUUGUCUCGAUGCACGGGGCGUCCAUGGCCAAUGUGGUGCUGCUGCAGAAAGGGGCGGCAGCACUUGAGAUCAUGCCAUACAUGUGGCACUAUGGCGCGUACAAGCGCAUUGCCCUGCGGUGGGGAGUGCACUACUACAUGUGGCGCAACGAGCAUCGCAACCUCUCCAUCUACACCGACAACUGCCUCGACGCCAACGGCUUCAGCCAAUGGCAGCCCGCCAAGUGUCACACGGUCACGGCCUGCAGGGCGUGCAUUCGAGAUAAGGUGGUCACGGAGGUGCACCUGGGGGAGCUAAGAUCUGCUCUGCUGGUUGCCAAGGAGGUGGUUGACCAAUGGGAGCUUAGGAGGGGGCGAUCCUUUGUAGAGCUGUCUGAUGAAUUGACUGCAGAUGGGUAG
Messenger RNA from Closterium sp. Yama58-4, 2289 nucleotides. The record is from the annotation of a GenBank genome assembly. NCBI's taxonomy places the organism in Eukaryota, Viridiplantae, Streptophyta, Zygnematophyceae, Desmidiales, Closteriaceae.